Molecule: messenger RNA, 1221 nt
Organism: Malus domestica (apple)
Lineage: Eukaryota; Viridiplantae; Streptophyta; Magnoliopsida; Rosales; Rosaceae
Product: pentatricopeptide repeat-containing protein At3g50420-like
Molecular function (GO): protein binding
Source: RefSeq, a predicted model, not a curated record
AUGCCACCGUCGUAUGAGAUAGCAGCUCUGAUACAAAAAUGCACCUCCGUAACCUCGCCGAAACAAGCGCGGCAGCUCCACGCUCUCCUCCUUACCACCACCACCGACGGCUCGCGCCCGCCGCACCUGUACAACAAUGUCAUAUCCAAGUACUGGCGAUGUGGAUCGCUUGGGGACUCGCGGAAGAUGUUUGACAAAAUGCCUCAACGAAAUCUGGUUUCAUUCAAUGCGCUCAUUGCGGCCUAUUCCUGGGACUCAAACAGUGCGAUUUUGGCUUGUGAGCUAUUUAACGAAAUGGGAGUUGAAUGUCUUAGGCCAAAUGGUUCGACUUUCACGAUCUUACUGCGGGCGUCUUAUACUCUUGAGGAUUGGUUGAUUGGCUCUUUGAUUCAUGCCCAAGUUCUGAAGUUUGGGUUCUUGAGUGAUGUUUAUCUUCAAACUGCUUUACUUGGGAUGUACUCCAACUGUAGGGAUUUGGAAUCAGCGAGGAAAGUUUUUGGCGGGAUGGUUGAAAAAGAUGUUGUUGCUUGGAAUUCAAUGAUUUUUGGGAAUUUGAAGAUUGAUGAGACAGCGGAAGGGCUUUCUCUCUUUGAUGGCAUGUUGAGGACUGGAAUUGUUCCUACUCAAUUCACAUAUUCAAUGGUCUUGACUGCUUGCAACAGAUUAAGAUAUUUUUAUCCGGGGAAACUCAUCCAUGCCCGAGUCAUAGUUUCAAAAACGCUAGCUGAUUUAGCUUUGCAGAAUUCCUUGUUUGACAUGUAUUGCAAUUCUGGUGACACUCGAGUAGCAUUUGGCAUGUUUAAGGGAAUGUGCAACCUGGAUUUGGUCUCUUGGAACACAAUGAUUUCUGGGUGUUCGGAACAUGGUGAUGUCAUCAAAUCCGCAACAGGCACAGAUCUAGUUUCCAACUAUGGCAAGUCACUUCACGGACAGGUCACAAAAGCAGGAUUUGAGAAGAGCAUUUUUGUAGGAACUGCACUAGUGUCUAUGUAUUUUCGAAAUGCUGAAUCGGAUGAUGCUCAGAAGGUGUUUUAUCCCAUCAUAAAGAAGGAUGUUGUUCUAUGGACUGAGAUGAUCAUGGGUUUUUCGAGAUUGACUGAUGGGGAGAAUGCAAUUAAGUUCUUUUAUGAAAUGUGCCAGGAAGACCAUAAGAUUGACAGCUUUGCUCUCAGUGGAGUGUUGAGUGCUUUGUUCCGACCUUGCCAUGCUAAAACAAGGUGA